This is a messenger RNA of Schizosaccharomyces japonicus yFS275, 4192 nucleotides long. Its product is annotated as U3 snoRNP protein Utp14. Gene Ontology annotation, biological process: rRNA processing. The record is from RefSeq and is a predicted model, not a curated record. Gene Ontology annotation, cellular component: nucleolus; small-subunit processome. Lineage: Eukaryota; Fungi; Ascomycota; Schizosaccharomycetes; Schizosaccharomycetales; Schizosaccharomycetaceae. The coding region runs from base 1 to 2661 and encodes 886 amino acids. The transcript has a single exon.
AUGGGUAGACGGUCUGGCAGUAAAAAUGGGAAAAAACAACGCAAAACGGGAAAGGGUACAAGUAAAAGAACUCUUGAAUCGAAGGUUUUGAAUUCCUACAAUGAAGAUUCGUUAGCCGAGAACGACUUUAUGGAUGCAAACGAAGAGAGUGACAACAAUCUACCAUACUCAACUGUCGUUAAUUCAGAUGAGGACGAAGAAAUUGAUAGUGACGAGGCUUUCGAUGAAGAAGACGAAGAACGGUUCUCGGAAUGGACCUUCAGAGCUUCAAAAAGCGGUCAGAAAGCACAAACUUCCAAAACUUCGCGCACCUCUGAAAAACCGAACGAAAUUUCUCUAAAUGAGGAUGAUGAGAGCGAGGGAAGCGAUGAGGAUGAAGGAAUGGUUGAUCUGGACACAUUACUAGGCAAAGAUUCUGGUGAAGACAGUGAUUCGCAAGAGGAAAUCUCUGAGAGUGAAGCAACUGAAGAUUCCGAGGAUGAAAACGAUUCUGAAGAUUCUUCGGAAGAUGAAACUUCUGAAGAAAGCGACUUCCAGGGUUUUAACUCCGAAUCUGAAGACGAGGAUAACGAGCAAAAGUUGGAAAGCCUUCACAAUUAUAUUGCUUCCAUCGACAACAAGCGGAAACAUGUUGGUGACGACGAGCCAUCCUCAAGUGAUGAAGCCAUCGAUCCAGUCAAACGUACAAAAGUAGACUUUAAUGAGGAGAAAAAGGAAUCAGAGUUCAAUGUCUACACCGAAGAUUCCCGUCCAAAGCUACAAUUGAGCACCCUCCUUUCUUCAUUGAAUUCUUCCCAAGAUAUCAAAAGUUCUCUGAAGCCUCUUAUCAGCGAAUCCUCGAAAUAUUCAGAGAGAAAGCUUGAUGCGCCCUUAGCAAAGCCAAUUGUUGAACGGCUAGAGCGACAAGCUGCUUAUGAGCAAACAAAAGAAAAUUUGGAUAAGUGGAAGCCUAUUGUUGCUGAAAAUAGAAAGGCUGAUCAACUUGUAUUUCCCAUGAACGAUACCGUCCGGCCUACCCAAACAAACAAUGAGCUUGUCGCGACGUACAGGCCGGUUACCGAUUCUGAAAAAGCUAUUAAUAGUGCCUUGGCCAGUGCAGGAGUUGCCAGUGAAGAACAAAUAAAAAAAUCAGAAGAACUGGUCAUGAACAAGUUGUCCGUCGAAGAAGUUGCUGAGCGUACCAAACAACUUCGCUUCAUGCGUGAACUUAUGUUCCGUGAGGAACGUAAGGCUAAACGCGUUGCAAAGAUUAAGAGUAAAACUUAUCACCGCAUUCACAAAAAGGAACGUGAGCGUCUGGCUCAAUUGGUUCCGAAGAGUGAAGAAGAACUUGAACAAGAACGUAUCAAAGAAGAGUUUGAACGUGCAAAAGAACGUGUUACUCAAAAACAUCGUAACACUAGCAAAUGGGCCAAGAAAAUGUUGGACCGCGCCGGACAUGGUGAAGAGGGCAGCCGUGAAGCUGUUUUGGAGCAUAUUCAACGUCGAGAUGAACUUACUAGACGUAUUCAGGGUGAGGACCUGGACGACGACAGUGAUCGAAACUUAGAGAGUGACGAAAUCGAUAGCGAUGAGGACUUGGACGAACAGGUCUCAGGUGCAUUCAAUCGUAUUCGUUCUGAGCAAGAACCAAAAUUAAAGGGUGUCAUGGCGAUGAAAUUUAUGCGUGAUGCUGCUACUGCUAAAGCUAAACAAUUGGAUAAGGACAUGGAAGAUUUUGAAAACCAAGUUGCUGGGCGUACUGAUGAAAACGAUGAGGACUCCGUGGAUGAAAACUUGGUGACUGAUUCCAAUGGGAGAAAAUCAUUCGCACCUCAGGUCACAGCCGCCCACAAUUUGAAAAGAAAGGAGAAUGUGUUUUUGCCUAAAGGCUCUCAACAAAGCGAAGUAGCGAAAGCACUCGUGGAGGAGGCUGUUGCUAGUAAAAAGAAUUCGCAAAAUAAGAAAGAUACUGCCUUGGCAGAAUCGGAUAAUCCGUGGUUAAGUUUGGACACAGACAAGUCUUCCAAGCGGUCGGCAAGUUUGUCCAAAGAUUCUAAUUCUCAACAGAAACAAGAGCGUAAACUUGCUAAUCGAAAAGCCCGCUCAGCAAGUGCCCAAGGUGAUGUUGAUGUUGUUGUCGAUGUCAAUCAAGGUUUCGGAUCCAAUUCGGAUGAUGAAGCCAAUCUCUCUGACACUAUUCCCACUCUCACGGCUACAAGUAGCAAGUUCUCGAUACAGCAACGUGAUCUUGUUGCUAAGGCUUUCGCCGGUGACAAUGUUGUCGCGGAAUUCAGAAGAGAUAAGAAGGCAGCCGUAAAGGAAGACGCGCCCAAGGAAGAAGAUAAUUCCCUCCCCGGCUGGGGAAGUUGGACUGGUGCUGGCACCAAGAACAAGCGCAAGCCUAAGGUUAAAAAAGUUGCUGGAUUAGACCCGUCAAAGCGUAAGGACGCGAAACUAAAAAAUGUGAUUAUCAACGAAAAACGCAACAAGCACAAUGCCAAGCUGACUGUUUCCCACGUUCCUUUCCCCUUCGAAUCUAGAGAACAGUAUGAGCGUUCGCUACAAGUACCGAUGGGACCUGAGUGGACUACGCGCGCUACUCAUCACAAGGUUGUCGCUCCCCACGUUGUCACCAAGAAGGGCAAGGUUAUUCAACCUCUCAAAGCUCCUUCAAGUUAAAUGCAGUUACUUCAUCCAUGCGUUACCAAUCAUUGGUUGUAUAGGUUUAUUAUUUUGUUUUCUUUUGGAAUGUUAGAUCAGGUUUAUUUUUUGAAUGGUAAAUAGAGCUUAGGUUCAUGGUUUUGCGCUAAAAGGACUUGCGUAUUAAAUAGUGAAACGAUAAAGUUUACAAUUUCUGAGAAGACUUUGCUGUCUCAGAGGUAAUGAGGUCGCGAAGAAUCUGCAAGUGCUCAACAGUUGUUUCGCAGCAACCGCCGAGCAACAGCUUUCCGUCAUUAAGGCGAACGUAAGGGGCAACUGCCUGAGCCCAUUCACGAGGUGUAGGAGCAAUGCCGUUUGGUGAGUACGGGUGCGCAUUCCAAAGACCUCGACCGUCAGGAUACAAAACAGCAUGAAGGGUCGGGUGCGGGGAGAUGUGUUUCUCAAGCACAUUAGCAAUCUGAGGAAGAAGACUAAUGUGACAGCAGUUUACGCCUGUUCCCCAAAGGUAAGUAAGAGGACCCUUCAUCACAGACUCAAGGAUUCCAUCCACACGAUCGAUGGCUUCUACAGACGGACAGGUGAAGGUUAUCCAGCACCGCUUUCCAUAUCCCUUCAUAUCGUCAAUAAGCUUUAAAACGGCGCUAGCUUCGACCACGUGCGGCAAACUUUCAAAAGCGAGGAAGUCAAUACUAGCAAACGCCUUUGGGUUAGAGCGUUGCAUACGUUCAAGACGACGUUUGUGAAAGUUGUACAGCUUAUCAAAGUCCUCUUCAUCGUAAACCAUAUUGUAUUCCAUUGCACCAGGAACUGUGGCGGCAUAGCUUCCCAAAGAUAUUGCUACAAAUCGAUUAGCUUGAGCACUUUGCUGCUUAGCCUGCAAAGGCAGUUCCAUUCCUCGAGAGUACACAACAUCCAAAGGCGCGUUCUCUUCGGCUUCAUCAUAAAUCGAUUCGUCCAGCUGGUACGUAUACGUGCUUAUGACAUUGCAUGGUCCCAAAAACUCUGUAUGUUGUUCACGCACUUGAUCCGGAAACCUUACUAGUGCUUCCGAAGUCCACAAUUUUGAUUUUAAAAUAUCAUUCGGCAAUUUUGGCAGAAUCGAAGUGGAUCCACCGUCGAGUACCAACAUUAUUUUUCUCUUAAUUCACAGUAAAUGCAAGUGUCCAAUGUUUAUUGAGAGAGAAACAACAAAAACUAACUAAUCAAACUUCCAAAAAUGUGAUAUCUCCAGCUGUCAAAAUGAUUUUAAUGUUUAUUAAACCACAGAGCAGAUCGCUUCCUAGUCUUCUCGUCAGUCAGUACUCUUUACUUCUGCUCAACGCUGCUUUCGUGGCCACUUUUGGUGGAGUACGUCCGCGGUAUCGCCGAAGAUUUCCGCGGAGUUUUGCAACAACGCAAUUCUGACUUUGUUACCGCAUUAAGCCUCAAGUUGUGAAACACCGCUGAUCCUCCCAAGUAACAAUCUUUAUCUAUAAUAUCGCUACUGAGAUAACCACCAAAAGCUCUCUGGCUGCAUUUCUCACUAGCAUCUACAAGCAGUGGGCUUAAU